AUGGACCCGUCCUCCUCGUCCUCGGGCGUGGCAGUGGUACCAUCCUCAUCCUCACCUGUGGGGCUACCCUCAUCAUCGAGCACGCCGCUUCUACCGGCCACAUCUUCGAGCAUCGUACUCCCCUCGUCCUCCAGCCCGACCCCAUCCUCUUCGGCAUCAUCCAGUAGCUCCAUGGCCAAUAAUCUACCCUCGUCGUCCAGCCCGACCCCAUCCUCUUCGGCAUCCUACAGUAGCCCCGCGGCCAACAAUGUACCAUCGUCGUCCAGCCCGACCCCUUCCUCAUCAUCCAUGGUACCACCGUCGUCCUCGAGCCCCGCGCCAUCAUCAUCGUCCAGCACUUCAUCUUCCACUUCGGUGGCGCCAUCCAGCACGUCCAGCGCACCUCCACCGCCUCCCCCGGCGCCCAGCAUCUUUACCACACUCGAGCUAGCGAAAGACGUCCGAAUCAAGUUCAGGCCGCGGGCCCAACCUGACACGAAUUACGCUCUGCUACUCGGACAAGAUGUCAUCGUCGGCGGGAAAGACCCGAGAAAGCUCCUCGCCAUCACUGACCCCGCCCAAUUCUAUGAGUGGGAUAUGUGGCAGGACAGAUUUGAGGGGACUUAUGUAUCGUCGUGCAAAUUGACCGUCACCGCAGCCCAGACGGCCGACGCUACUUUCAGCAUCAAGAGUUAUGAAACGCCGAGCGGUACCAGUGGUCCCGUCAAGCUCGAAUGCACCGAAGGGAUCCCGGACCCAAAUAUCCCCAGAAUCAAGAUCGAGAUGUCAGAGGGCGUAGCGCUCACUUUCACCAAUCCUCGUCUUUACCAUGGGGAGCCACAGCUAGGCGGACCAGCAAAACCUCUCAUCACUAUCGGUGGGCUGUACCCCAACGGCCGAGACAGAAUCGAUUAUACAAUAGUCUAUACGGUCCCAGAAAAAGGGACUUGGGGCUACACAAAAGGCAAAGCAGGAUCUACUCACACGUACACAUGUACGAUGACCAUCCGGGACAAUAAAGCUCAAACUGGAGAUACCGUCUUCGGCUACGCCCGCCAACCAAUCACGAACCUCUACGAUGAUAGCAACAAGGCGUACUUCGAUCUGAAUCAGGAAAGGGAGUCCGAGAAAGUGGUCGCCGAGUGCAAUUGCCACAAGAAGAAUGGGGUCUGUGUCAGUGAUCAAGAUCAUUGA
This is a messenger RNA of Dioszegia hungarica, 1173 nucleotides long. RefSeq lists its product as uncharacterized. NCBI's taxonomy places the organism in Eukaryota, Fungi, Basidiomycota, Tremellomycetes, Tremellales, Bulleribasidiaceae. The transcript is spliced from 3 exons. Bases 1 to 1173 code for a protein of 390 amino acids. The record is from RefSeq and is a predicted model, not a curated record.